Molecule: messenger RNA, 233 nt
Organism: Dentiscutata heterogama
Lineage: Eukaryota; Fungi; Glomeromycota; Glomeromycetes; Diversisporales; Gigasporaceae
Source: the annotation of a GenBank genome assembly
AACGAAAUAGUAAAUCUAAAAAUAUUGAAAAUAGUGAACAAAGUUCUAGUAUCCAUUCCAGUGUUAACGAUCUUAGAAGGGAACGGAAAAAUCUUAUCAGACAACUUUUCCAAGAUCUCUUUGAUAUAAUGAUCCCUCUUACUUCCCUUGGAUAUAUUCAUCUAGAAGAUGGUGUAGUUGGUCUUGCUGGUGUAUUCUCUGCUAUUAUUGGUGCUAAGAUUCAAUGGGAAAAA